Trichoderma aggressivum f. europaeum is the source of this 1431-nucleotide messenger RNA. RefSeq lists its product as uncharacterized. Lineage: Eukaryota; Fungi; Ascomycota; Sordariomycetes; Hypocreales; Hypocreaceae. The record is from RefSeq and is a predicted model, not a curated record. Gene Ontology annotation, biological process: nucleoside metabolic process. The transcript is spliced from 2 exons. Gene Ontology annotation, molecular function: catalytic activity. Bases 1 to 1431 code for a protein of 476 amino acids.
AUGGUGGACGCGAAGAGUUAUACAGUUGGCUGGCUCUGCGCUUUAAGCACGGAGUUUGCGGCUGCCAAAAGCCUUUUGGAUGAGCAGCAUGAGCAACCCACGAAUGUUGGCAAAGGAGAUGAGAACAACUAUACACUAGGUAAAAUGGCAAACCACAACGUCGUUUUGGCUGUUUUACCUGAUGGAGAGCGUGGAACAACAGCGGCGGCAAUCGUUGCCGCGACUAUGCUAUGCACGUUCCCCAACAUUGAAAUUCGCUUGAUGGUUGGCAUUGCCGGUGGUGCGCCUAGCAAGAACCAUGACAUUCGGCUGGGCGACGUUGUGGUGAGCUUGCCCCGUGAUGGAAGAGGUGGCGUGCUGCGAUAUGACUAUGGGAAGACAAUCCAGCAUCAGGCAUUCCAGAUCACAGGGUCUCUCAACCAGCCUCCCAGUGUCCUACGUUCGGCCGUGAGCGCCCUCAUGGUAGACUACAUGUGCGAGGGCCAUGAAAUCAAGAGGACAAUCGAGAGCAUCGUGGAACGAAACCCUCGGCUGCGGAGGAAGUUCCAGCGACCACCCCUCAGCAGCGACAUAUUAUAUCAAUCUGCGUUUGUCCAUCCUGCGGAUAAUGAAAUGUCCUGCUCAGAGCUUUGUGGCGAUGACCCAUCACGUAUAGUCAGGAGAGAGCCCCGAGACGAUGACUACGACGGUCCUGCUAUUCACUACGGCCUGAUUGCGUCGGCAAACCAGGCGAUGAAGGACGCUCAGGUCAGGGACAAGCUUGUUGAAGAAAAAGAUGUGCUGUGUUUCGAAGCGGAAGCGGCAGGGUUGAUGAACGUGUUCCCUUGCUUGGUCAUCCGAGGCAUAUGCGAUUAUUCGGAUACUCAUAAGAACAAGCAGUGGCGGGGAUAUGCGGCAAUGGCCGCAGCUGUGUAUGCAAAAGAUGUUUUGCUUCGAGUACCGGUCGAAGAGAUUGGAGUUGCACAGCCGGUCAAAGAAGAUGUCGAUUCUAUGACGGGGACUGAACCUGGAGAAACAGCUUUCGAGGGACCAGGAAGAAUGGGCUUUUCUCCGACCAGUUCUCCUACGAGUGAUUUAGUAGGAUAUUUGAGCAGGGAUUCCGUCGACGCGUGUAUCGCAAGGGACCGCGAGCAAUUCAUUUGCAAAACGAGGGAGCUGGUUCGAAAAAUCAUCAAGGCCAACACCUCCGGGGGUAUCUGGUACAAUCGUGACAAGGUUUGGGAGUUGUCCCGCCAAUGGAGGGAGUAUUUUCACCUGCACAGGACGAUUCCGUUUGAGGGGAGGUUGAGCGGCUCUCCGUCUCCUACGAUGACGCGAUCUUACCUGAUGCGUAUGGUGUCUGACACUCGUCUUGGUGGGGAUGGAGUUUCUCGCCAGAUGGCAGAUUUGUAUGAUGUUAUUGCUGUAAUGGAUUAUGUUGAUGAAUGGUAA